AUGAAGCUUGACGCCACAGACCUCCGCUAUGUGACCUCUGACGAAUUCAGAGUUCUCACUGCAGUCGAAAUGGGCUCUAAAAAUCAUGAGGUCGUGCCCACCUCACUCAUCGUCCAGAUCUCAGGACUACGGAAUGGAGGAGUCAACAAGCUCAUCGGUAGUCUGGCGAAGAGAAAUCUAGUGUCCAAGGUGCAAAACUCAAAGUACGAUGGGUACAGGCUAACGUACGGCGGGUACGAUUACCUCGCCAUGCGUGCGAUGUCCAAGCGAGACUCUAUGUACUCGGUUGGUAAUCAGAUCGGUGUAGGGAAGGAGUCAGACAUCUAUAUUGUUGCCGACCUGGAGGGAAACGAGAUGGUGCUCAAGCUUCACCGGCUAGGCCGUGUGUCGUUCCGUGCUAUCAAGGAGAAGCGAGACUACAUGGGUAAACGAAAGUCGGCUUCCUGGAUGUACAUGUCGCGGUUAGCUGCUCAAAAGGAAUGGGCAUUCAUGAAGGUUUUACACGAACACGACUUCCCCGUCCCGCGACCUAUCGACCAAGCCAGACAUACUAUCCUUAUGGAAUUCAUCGACGCGUACCCACUACGUCAGAUAGAUGAAGUCGCCUCGCCAGGCGAGCUGUAUUCCAAACUUAUGGAUGUUAUUGUUCGUUUCGCACGCGCCGGACUUAUCCACGGCGACUACAACGAGUUCAAUAUCCUCAUUCGCCGCGAUUCUGGCGAGCCAGUCGUCAUCGACUUUCCUCAGAUGGUCAGCACCUCGCACGAGAAUGCAGAAUGGUAUUUCAAUCGGGACGUGGAAUGCAUUCGCACGUUCUUUCGGAGACGGUUCAAGUAUGAGAGCGCGAUCUAUCCGCGGUUCCGGAGUACGAUGAAGGACGGCGAUAAAGACGGAGACUUCCAUCUGGACGUCGUCGUAGAGGCGAGCGGGUUUGGCCGUAAAGAGAUGAGAGUGAUCCAGGAGGUUUGUCUUUAA
This is a messenger RNA of Stereum hirsutum FP-91666 SS1, 975 nucleotides long. RefSeq names its product RIO1-domain-containing protein. Gene Ontology annotation, molecular function: protein serine/threonine kinase activity; ATP binding. Gene Ontology annotation, cellular component: preribosome, small subunit precursor; cytosol; nucleus. The record is from RefSeq and is a predicted model, not a curated record. The transcript has 8 exons. Gene Ontology annotation, biological process: maturation of SSU-rRNA; protein phosphorylation. Bases 1 to 975 code for a protein of 324 amino acids. Lineage: Eukaryota; Fungi; Basidiomycota; Agaricomycetes; Russulales; Stereaceae.